CUCUGCCUCGAGUCGCCCUCUCCUGGCCUCGCUCUUCCCCACCACCGCACCCAAACCGCCCCUCCUGGCAAACCCUUCAUCCGUACCCCACUGCCUUCCCGCUUCAACAGCCCGAGCAAAGAAAACUCGUCGUCAGUAGUCUCUUCAUCGAGCUAUUCAUCCUAGUUUUUCUGAUCCCCGCACCGCUCUUUUUUCCCUUCCAGUUGCAUUUCAUACAUCGCGUGCUCUUUUGGUAGACACCUUCAUCUUCCUUCUCUAGACUUCUCAUCAGCCAACCGCCUCAACCACAACCACCACAAUCAUGAAAAACGACUCGCAGAUCCGCUCGCGACACUCGUCCCCCGCUGUCACUGACUCCCCCGUGCUCGUCGCCGACGCAGCCGUCCAGACGACCGGCACCGCCACGGGCGUCAAGGCCUCGCUGCUGUCAAAGUCGAAGCGCCGGCUGCUCAACAACAAGGAGCUGCUCGCGAAGAAGUACUUGCAGCGGAAAGCGGCCCUUGUGCAGAAAGGACGCAAGCUCAAGAAGGAGAUCCAGAUCAGCAAUUAUCUCAAGCCGGAUACUUCAAAGGUUACCUAUGGACGGACUCCUGAUGGCACUGUCUUUGCGGUCCCCACAACCGAGGACAUGGUCACCGCCCUGCUCGACCCUAGCAAGCCCAAGUCGUUUUCCGACUACCUCACGCUCACAAUCCUCACCUUCUACGUCAUCCUCUACUUUGCGCUUCCCAACCCGAUCUGCAAAUGGACCUUCCUCGGCAUCUACGCCGUCUCGCGCAUCGCCUACAACGGCGGCCUUGGCUUCCUGCUCUACCAGCAGUCCGUGCACAAGGCGCUCACCCGCUGGGCAGAGCAGUCGAUGGUCUUCAGCAAACCUGGCCCCAACGCGUCGUCGUUCAAGAAGUGGUCGUACGACCUCAUCAAGCGCGAGCUCUCGUCCAAGAUGGGCUCGGACUACGACUUUGAGUCCGUGCCGCUCGAGUACAACACCUGGCUCUUGUACCGCCGCGUCGUCGAUCUGAUCCUCAUGUCUGACUUCACCUCGUACAUGCUCUUUGCCUUUUGCUGCGCCAGCAUCCCCGAGAACCAGAGCAUGACGCUGCACGUCGGCCGCUGGCUCGCCGGCAUCUCGCUCUUCAUCUUCAACCUGUGGGUCAAGCUUGACGCGCACAGAGUCGUCAAGGACUACGCCUGGUACUGGGGCGACUUCUUCUUCCUCGAGGAUCUCGAGCUCUGCUUCGACGGUGUCUUUGAGCUCGUGCCGCAUCCCAUGUACUCGGUCGGAUACGCGGGAUACUACGGUAUCUCCUUGAUGGCCGCUAGCUAUACCCUGCUCGCUGUCUCCAUCGCCGCGCAUGCCAUGCAGUUUGCCUUCCUCUUCAUCGUCGAGAAUCCCCACAUUGCCAAAACCUACGGCCCACCACCCACAAAGGCGAAAAACUAAAAGUCCUAACUUUUCAUUCUCAAAAGUCACGCACACACCCCACCCCCAUCCCUCCUUCCAUCCACUUGCACCUCCUCCCUCCCGCGUUAAACAGAUAAACAGAAGAGCGAAACAGAAAGCCGAUAGGUAGACUGUCGACUGUGACCGUUUACGCGCAAGGAGUAAGGACGACAAUUGCUAUGGCGAAAAAACAUCAGGUACUUGUACUCAAGAUACAGCGGUUUCUUUUGGAUACUAUAUACAACGCAGAAGAGACUGAUUAAAUAAACAAAAUGCUGCAUUAUCAUUACUCCGCUUCAUAUUUUAUAUUAUACUUGUAUUUUAUUUAUAAAUAUAUUUUAGAAUUAAAGUAAUUAAACAGCGGGUUCGUGUG
This is a messenger RNA of Myxozyma melibiosi, 1817 nucleotides long. Its product is annotated as phospholipid methyltransferase-domain-containing protein. The transcript is spliced from 3 exons. Gene Ontology annotation, molecular function: phosphatidylethanolamine N-methyltransferase activity. The record is from RefSeq and is a predicted model, not a curated record. Gene Ontology annotation, biological process: phosphatidylcholine biosynthetic process. Lineage: Eukaryota; Fungi; Ascomycota; Lipomycetes; Lipomycetales; Lipomycetaceae. The coding region runs from base 302 to 1444 and encodes 380 amino acids.